AGGGGGGCGCUGUGACGCGGCAGCCCCGCGUCCCCGUCAGCAGCCAUCUGCCGCAGUCGCUCUGGUCGGAGGGAAAAUGGACGACUGAGGGAAGACGGAGGGACGUCGUCGUCUCUGGAGCCUAUCCUUACAUUUGUGCUAAGAACUGAUUUGAUGUCAUUUUGUGUCAGGACACCUCCCUACUCAUCACUGCUGAAUUCCAGCUUUAGACGUUGAGUUUGAAAGUAGUGACUCCAUCGUCUAUGGAGGGGAAUGUGAACCCUGAGCUCUGUCUAGCUGCUGAGCCAGAGCAGAGCCAGGACCGUUUGGAUAGCUGCUCACAAGGCUCGGGAGAAGGAAACGGUGACCGAAAGGAACAGUUUCAAACAGAAAGCAAAAAUGCAGCAAACGAUCGACUAGAGCAGUCGGAUAAACCACCAAAAGCCAAGAGCGAAGUGAAGAAGACCUGGGGCUUUCGUCAGUCCACCGUCGCAAAGAGAGAGAUGCCAGUGGAAGCGGUGACGGACAGCCUCCCCGUGCGGCGCAGCGGCCGCCAGCCCAAGCGCACCGACAAACUGGAGGAGUUCCUCUCCACGGCCAAGAGAGGCUCCCGGAGGAGCGCUCCCCCCAGCCUGGAGAGCGGGGAUCCUCCUUCCCAGACCCCCACCGACGCAGAGACGGCUUCGGAGGCCAGCUUCGAUGGCAACGCCGACUCCAAGGCCGCCGAGGACAAAGCAGAGUCCCCGGAGAGGAGGACGAGAAGCAGCGCCAAGAAGCAGGCCCAGAGGAAAACUCUGGUAGGCAGACUGACGAGGAGCGGAGGCAGAGCCGCCCUCAGAGAUGAGGGCAGCUCUGAAAACGAAGAGGACAGCAAGGACGCGCUCAACACCAAUCAGUCGCCGCAGAAGAGCGAAGAGAAAAAAGAGGAGAAAAGCGAGCCCGUUCCUGAAGACGUAGGGAACGUCACCGCGCCCCAGACUCAGCCCGAGCAGAACUCUGAGAAGAAGGAGGAGGUUGUUCCCCAGGGGGAGGAGAAAGAAUGUGGAGCUAAAGACGAUGAAACGGAGGAGACGGACACGGACGAAGGGGACGAGCCCGCGUCUCUGAUGGGGAAACGCGGACCGAUAAGGACAUACGUCAAUAAAAAGAAAGCCGUUAAAAAGAUCACUACGCCCGUCAAAGUCCUGCCCACUCCUGUAAAGAAAGAACUAAAACCCCAAGCUGCUGUGAAGAUGACCCGGCCCCAGAUGCUGCAGGAGGAGGAUGUCGACUCCUCCACCUCCUCUACCUCUUCUUCAACGACAUCUUCAUCAGCGGACUCUGACGAGGGAGGCUACGACCCAAACGCACUGUACUGUAUCUGUCGGCAGAAACACAACAAACGGUUCAUGAUCUGCUGCGACCGCUGUGAGGAGUGGUUCCACGGGGACUGCGUGGGCAUCACCGAGGCCCGCGGCCGCCUCAUGGAGAGAAACGGGGAAGACUACAUCUGUCCCAACUGUACGGCAAAGAAGAACCAGGUGGUCCGACCCGCCACGUCCAUCCUCCCCACGGCUGCAGACGCCGGCCGGCCCAGAGCCGACGCCGGCUCUGCCGCUGCCAUGACGUGUACGGCAGCAGAGAGAGUCCCCCUCACCGGGGCGAUGGCUGGACCUUCGGCCGGUCAGACCGCCGGCCCUCAGGCCUCCCCGGCGGCCGGGGCGGAGGAGAAGGGAGCAGAGGACCUGGGCAUCAAGGGGAGGAUCGAGAAGGCCAUCAAUCCCACCGGGAAAAAGAAGAUCAAGAUCUUUCAGCCGCAGGUGGUUCAGCAGCCGGUUGAGCGUAAGGCAGAACAAAAGGCCGCGGCUGCUGCGCCGACGACGACGACGGCGUCCUCAGCGGAGCAGAAGGCGCCAGCAGACACGGAGCCCAAGGUCGCGACGGUGGUGGAGGUGAAAACGACGCCCACAGCAGACGUCCCGGAGGACACGCCCGGCCCGCGGGCCGAGGAGGACGCCGCGCCUAAGUGUAUCGGGCCGGGCUGCGACAGCGUCGCCCAGCCAGACUCUGUGUACUGUGGGAAUGACUGUAUCCUGAGACACGCGGCUGCAGCCAUGAAGUCCAUCAGUGACGUCAGAGAGCCCAAGCAGAAGGACAAGGCUCAGAAAAACAAGCCUGCACCAAAGAGGAGCACUGCCGGCGGGAAGAAGGCACAGAGGAAGUCCCGGGAAGACUCUGACAGCGAGGAAGAGCUCAGCUCGGACCCGGACGAGGAUGAGGAUGAGGACGACGAAGACGAGCACGCCGAGGAGCAGCCGCCGCCGCCGACCACUGCCUCCUGGUCCAGUGACCAUAAUUACAUUGCAGUAACACCAGAAAAGACUUCACCCAUAUCACCAACAGUGUUAAACAAAAAGUCUCCUCCUCCCAAAGAAGAGCGGCCGGCCGAGAAGGAGCCGGCGCCGUCCCCCGAGAAGCCGGCGGCCUCCACGACCCCCACCCGGGGACGGAAGUCGCCCCCGGCCAGCAGGACCAGGGAGACCCGGGGAUCCGCCAGGGCCAAGAAGCAGCCGCCUCCGGCGGCCGCCUCACGGAUCUCCAGGAAACCCGUGACCCCUCCGAGCAAAAGCCCGGCCAAGUCCAAGAAGGCCCCGGCGCCGUCGGCCCCCCCGCCGAGUUCCCACCCUCCGGGUCCCAUCCACGUCACGGGGGCGCUCAGGGUCACCAAGUCCAACUUCACCAUUCCCAAGAAGCAGCCCCAGCAGCCGCAGCAGAAGGACGGCAGUCCCCAACGGCAGGCCUCGUCCCCCAGGGUCCCCUCGUCUCCCGCGCCCGCCGCCGCCUCCCCCGGCCCGUCCUCGGCCUCCAGACACCCCCCCCACCCGCAGGGGCCGCCCCUGCGGCCUCCGCCCAACAACCAGAUGAGGCAGAACAUCCGCCGCUCGCUCACCGACAUCCUCUUCAAGAGGGUGAGCGACAGUGACGAUCUGAAGAUGACUGAGGGGGAAGUGGGAAGGCUGGCCGUCGCCAUCGAGAAGGAGAUGUUCAAUCUGUGUCUGAGCACCGACAGCAAGUACAAGAACAAGUACCGGACCCUCAUGUUCAACCUCAAAGACCCCAAAAACAAAGGCUUGUUCUACAGGGUGAUGGGGGGGGACGUGUCGCCCUUCAGGCUGGUCAGGCUGAGCGCCGAGGAGCUGCUCGCUAAAGAGAUAUCCGAGUGGAGGAAACCUGACGCUCCCGAGGGUCUGUCUCCCAGGUCCCAUUCAGGGCACUCCAAACUGGGGAAGAGACAUGACUCCGGCUCCCACAUGGACGUGGACGACGCUCCACCAACGUCCGACGCAGAUGUAUGUAUUUCCGGCUCGUCUUCAGCUUCUCGCUUGGGUUCUGCUUCAGACCAGGAUGAAAGUGUCUUCAUCUCGUCGGCUCCGGCUCAGUCCUCCGCCCUGGAGGGGAGCGGCGGCGGCGUGGCAGACAUCUUCACCAGCAUGCUCAAAGACACCACGGCUGAACACAAGACUCACCUGUUUGACCUCAACUGUAAAAUAUGCACAGGACUGAAGGCAGAAGAUGAACCUGCAGCCAAGAAGGUCCGGCUCACCAAGAAGCCUGAAGCCAAGUCCCCCAGACCGGAGGGCGUCCCGUCUCUGGGCCCGGGCCAGCCCGGCCCGCCCUACCAGCACCAGGCCCCGCCCGGCCCGUCCUACCAGCACCAGGGCUCGUACCAGCAUCCACCCCCUCCAUCCUUCCACCCCAAGCCGGAGCCGGCGGCUGCAGAUUCAUCAGCAGCCCAGCUCUACCAGGAGGAGCCUCCGGCCCAGACCCCUCUCCCCGUCGUCCCCGCCGUCUCCUCCGUCAGCAUCUCCCGGAGAGACCCCCGCAUGGCCCGCCACUCGUCCGCUGUCAACAUCGCCCCCGCCGCCCCGGAAAAGCCCGCCGGGAGCGCGGCGGAGCCGCCGGCAGCUCCGGGCCCCGCUCUGGUGGAAGCUGCAGCCAAGGCGGCGCUGCCGAUGCCCCCGGCCCUGCCAAUGGCCCUGCCGCCACCGCUAGCUCUGCCGCCGCCACUGGCUCUGCCCCCGCCGCUGGUUCUGCCUCUGCCCAAGCCGGCCAAAACAAGCGUGUCCGAGCCCCCUCCCGAGGGAGAGACGGCCAUCUUCCUGCACGGCCAGGAGAAGAUCUGGAAAGGCUUCGUCAACAUGCAGUCGGUAGCCAAGUUCGUGACCAAGGCGUACCUGGUCUCGGGAGCGUUCGAACACCUCAAAGAGGAUUUGCCCGACACCAUCCACAUCGGGGGCCGGAUCUCCCCCGGCACGGUGUGGGACUACGUGGGGAAGCUGAAGACGUCCCUCUCCAAGGAGCUGUGUCUGAUCCGGUUCCACCCCGCCACGGAGGAGGAGGAGGUGGCGUACGUCUCCCUCUUCUCCUACUUCAGCAGCAGGAAGAGGUUCGGCGUGGUGGCCAACAACAACCGCCGCAUCAAGGACCUGUACCUCAUCCCGCUGGGCUCCAAGGACCCGCUCCCCUCCAAGCUGCUGCCCUUCGACGGGCCAGGGCUGGAACCGGCUCGUCCCAACCUGCUGCUGGGGCUGCUGAUCUGCCAGAAGGACAGGAAGCGAGCCGGAGCCCCGCUGGAAGCCGAGGAGAAGCGCUCCAAGACCCAAACCAAAGACGCAGAUGAAAUCGGACUUCCCAAGCCGCCGUCCUCCGCCAGAGCCGACCGGAGCACACGACAGGGCCCGGACAUCUCCUUCAGCACGACGCCGCCGGGCUCGCCUCCAUCCCACUCGUCUGACGGCGCUCCGGCUGCCUCCACCGCUGUUCCCGCCCCGUCAUCAGACAGGGAUCUGGUCACAUCCACCACCUCGGAGAGGGAUUCCCCAUCCAGCUCCACGGCGGCCACCGCCACCCCUCUCCAGACGCUUCUCAGCACUCUCUUCAGGAAGAAGAAGGACCCGGACGCUUCCAACUCUCCGUCUGAUCUGACCGGGGACCUCCCCGCCCCGGCUAAGAUGCUAGACCCCAUCGUGCUGCAGUACGCCAAGGACGCCGGAGGGGAGGACGAAGACGACAGGCCGUACGACCCGGAGGAAGAGUACGAGCCCAGCAGGGGCUACGGCGUGCCCAAGAAGCCCUCCGAGGCCGCAAGCAAAGCGGAGGCCCCUAAAAAGCCUGAGGCGGUAGCCAGUGAAACGGACGAUGUGGCUUAUGACCCGGAAGAUGAAUCCAUCUUUGAUGACGUCCAAACGUCUGCGCCGGCGCCCGCCAAGCCUGCACCCGCCAAGCCCGCACCGGAAUGUAUCGCAGACCCGCAGAAGAUCUUGGAGAACCUGAAGAGGAUCGGAGGCCAGGUGUUGCAGAAGCAGGCAGAAGAGCGGGCAGCGUCCCCGGUGCCCCCCCCGGCGGCCCCCAACCCAGGUCCGGCCCAGCCGGCCGUCUCCCUGCUGGCCAGCACUCAGCUGCUCCAGCUGGGGAAGAAGGUGGAGGAGCUGGUGAAGUCCUCGUCGGUCCUUCCCCUGAUAAACCAGAGGAGGGACCCCAGGCAGAGCCGGGAUCCACGGCAGAAGCUGCCCGACGACCCGGAGGAGGAGGAGGGGGAGGGGGCCGCUCCUUCAGGGGAGCCCGCGGAGGAAGAGCAGCCCCAGCCCGACACGGACCAGCUUCCCGACUCCUCACAAGCCUCCCAGGUCUCACCGCCGCAGGAGGAGGCCAAGAGUGAGGCCCUGCCCUUCCUGCAGUCGGAGGACGAGGUGUCCAUUCCUCUGUUGGGAGAGACGGUGGAGCCGGACAUGGAGAUCAACUACAUGGACGACAAAGAGCUGAAGACGGAGGAGGAGGAGCCCGAGGAGGCGGAAACAGAGGUGGACAAGUACAGUCUUUGGCCAAAUGCUGCCAGUAUCUUAAAAGCGGGCGAGGACUCGGAGUACGACAGAGGCGGCAGAGGCGGCAGAGACGGCAGAGGCGGCAGAGAUGGCAGAGACGGCAGAGACUCCCCGGGCUACUACCGGGGCCAGGCCGAGGCCAUCACCUCCACCAUCCCGGUGCUCACCCAGAGCUCUGCGGCCGUGGACUCCCGCCACAUGUCGCACCACAUGUCGGCGCCCAGCUUCGACAACGAGUACAGACCCGACAGCCGUCAGGCCGACAGCUUCCCCGCGCCCCGCCCCGCGCCGGGGCAGAACCUCCGGAUGGGGCCCCCGCCGGUGUCCAUGCUGCCCCCCAUCCAGCAGCAUCCUCCCAUCUCGGGCCCGCUCCCCAUGCAGGGGCACCCCCCGCCCCUCCACGCCCCCCCCCUGGCACGGGGUCCUCUCCCCAUGCAGGGGGAGGGCAGCCAGCAGUACGGCCCGCCUCCAUCCUCGUACCCGCGCUUCCAGAACCAGUGGCCCAGCGGCCAGCUGCCACCCCAGCAGCUGCCGCCCCAGCAGCCCCCGCCCGGGCCUCUACCCGGGCCGCUCCCCGGGCCACUCCCCGGGCCACUCCCCGGGCCCCCGCACCAGAACAUCAUGCCCCCCCGAGGGCUGCCUCCACCAUUCCCUCCCAUCGCUCAGAGAGGGCCCCCUCCCCAGAUGUUCGACCCCUCCAUCCCCCACCAGCACAUGGGACAACAAGCCCCGCCCCCAGGCCUGCCCCCACUCCCUGCUUUUGACGGACAGAACAGUUUACCUGCACCCAGGUUUGCCGGUCCUCCUCCCUUCAACUUCGCCCCCAGCAGAGCUCCACCCCCACCUUUCCCCACCCUACCGCCUGGUCCCUUUGACAACAGGCUCCCCCCUCCAGCCCUCUUCCAGGGCCCCAAGGGCCCCCCCCCAUCCCAGUACGUAGACCAGCAGUACAACACAGACUCUCCCAACAACGUGUUCACGCCCAGCAGGGACCAGAACCCCAACACUCACCCCAACCCUCACCACCUGUUCAAGGACAGUCCGGGCCUCCCCGCCGGCCCCACCUACCGGGCCCCCCCGCCCGGCCAGUACGAGGGCAGGAGGGGACCCCCCGGAGACAUGGGCUCGCUGGGCGGGCAGAUGUUCACUCCACACAACCCGUACGGCAACUCUAGACCUUCCUCUCCACCAACGCACCGGGGGUCGUUCGACGAGCUGCGGGGCCUCCCGUCCCAGGAGCCCCGGCCCCACCCGUCCCACCCGGCCCCGCCCUUCGGCGGGUCGGAGCGCUACCGCUUCGACUGGCACUCGGACGAGCACAGAGCCGUGCGGCACAGCGGCCCACUCCUGCCGACGCCCGCCGACGGCUCCCACGGCCCCCCCGGCCGCCUCAGCCCGGACCCCCACAGGGACGACCCCUGGCGCCGCCACUCGCCCGACCGGAGGAGGAGCAGCAGCACCCACGAUGACGCGGAGCCGCGCGGCCCAGAGAGAUUCAGCCGCUUCGAUGGCUCGGCGCCGUCCGCCGACGACCGGCGGGAGCUGCCGGAGGACCGGCGGCGGGACAGGGAGAGGGAGGGCUCGCACGGGGGGCGGCCCUCCUGGGACCGGGACCGGGGGCAGGGACGGCGCUGGAGCCGGGAACGGGAACGGGACUGGGACCGGGUCAGAGAGAGGGACCGGGAGCGGGAUCCGGAGCGGGACCGGGACAACCGGGAGCGGGAUCCGGAGCGGGACCGGGACAACCGGGAGCGGGAUCCGGAGCGGAACCCGGAGCGUAACCGAGAGCGGAGCCGAGAAAUGGAGCGCGGCCGAGAAACGGACCGCGGCCGAGGAAGGGACAUUGAGAAACACAGGGAGACGGAGGGAGAGCAGCACAUGGAGCAAGACCCGGAGAAGAGGAGAGACAGGGAGAGGGACAGGGAUAGAGAGAAGGACAGGGACAAGGACAGGGAGCGGGCUAAGGACUCUGACCGGAGGGACUACGACCGCGACAGGACGAGAAACCGAGAACGCGAGCGAGACAGAAGACGAGAGCGGUCCAGAAGCAGAGGUAGAGACCGGGAGCGGGAGCGUGGGAAAGACCCAGUCAGGGACCUGGUCAAAGACCGGGACAGGGACAGGGACAGGGACAAGGACCGAGAAAAGGACCGGGACAAAGACCGAGAAAAGGACCGGGUCACAGACAAAGACAAGGGCAGAGACAAGGACCGGGACAGGGAAAGAGAGCGGGACCGAGAGAGGGACCGAGAGAGGGACAGGGAAAGAGACCGGGACCGAGACAGAGAGAGGGACCGUGAACGAGACAGAGACAGAGACAGGGAUAGGGACCGGGACAAAGACAGAGACAGAGAGAGAGAGCGUGACAAGAAUCGAGAUCGGAGAGAAAAGAGCCGGAGCAGAGAAAGGAAAGAGGACAGAAAGGACAGUAAACACGAGCCGUCUAAAGUCAAACCCACAGACAAUGAGAAGGACUCGUCCUAGUCUCUGUUUUUCCUCUUUUGGGACAUUGAACUAUCAUUUUUACACUCUUUAAUCAGACGUCACCGUAAAUGUAGAGCAGUAUUUGGUAAAGUUCCCGCAGCUGUCUGUCUGUUCUGGGGGAAGAAAACGUCACAUUUCUUUGUCACUUUAAGGAUUCUGUUUGUUUUAUUAGCUCUGAAAUCGAGGCCGUCUUAAGUUUCUCGUGUACAAGCGUCAAGCUCACCGCUGAGUUCUACUACACGUACCUUUUUCUCUUGUUGAAGCAUUUUUUUUAAAGAAAAAAAUUAACCGAUAAAUCUCCAUUUACAAAAUGUAAAUAUGAAAAUAUUUCUGUACAUACUGAUGUUUUUAGUCCUGCUUUUCUAAGGCGAGAAAGUCCAAGCCAUAUAUUUGAGGUGCAUGAUGGGAAGGUGAAGAGGAAACACUGUUGAGACAUGUAUGAGUGUGUGUGUGUGUGUUCGUUCAGUGGCUUUGAACCGAAGCUUCUAUUUACAGAAUACAUCCCAUAAAUAGUUCUUGUAAGAUGUCCAGAUUUUGUUUCUGCUUGACCAAUUAAAUUUCUUUGGUGAAAAUUU
Molecule: messenger RNA, 8899 nt
Organism: Cololabis saira (Pacific saury)
Lineage: Eukaryota; Metazoa; Chordata; Actinopteri; Beloniformes; Belonidae
Gene: dido1
Product: death inducer-obliterator 1
Exons: 17
Coding region: 243-8324 (2693 amino acids)
Biological process (GO): apoptotic signaling pathway; DNA-templated transcription
Cellular component (GO): nucleus
Source: RefSeq, a predicted model, not a curated record